Coregonus clupeaformis (lake whitefish) is the source of this 4923-nucleotide messenger RNA. Its product is annotated as transcriptional activator MN1-like. NCBI's taxonomy places the organism in Eukaryota, Metazoa, Chordata, Actinopteri, Salmoniformes, Salmonidae. The record is from RefSeq and is a predicted model, not a curated record. Bases 1087 to 4854 code for a protein of 1255 amino acids. Gene Ontology annotation, biological process: regulation of DNA-templated transcription. The transcript has 2 exons.
CGAUUGGCGAGGACCUCAUGGAUGGAAUUGGUUGCAGAAAUGCAAAAGUUGUUGCUGGUUCCCUGAAUGCGUUGAUCUCACACAGCGCCAAGCGCAAGACAAGAGCGUGAUCUAUCUGUGAAUCGCUCCAAGCUGGAAUAGACCACACCAGACUCGGGAGCCGAAGGAGUGCGUUAUAGCCUACAGAGUGAGAGAGUGAGGGAAAGAGCCGAUAGAGGUUCCGCGCCUUCUGCGCGCUUGGAGGGCACAUGACCUGGACCGGUUGGACUAUGCUGUCAAGCCGCUCUGUGAUGGUGGAGUGCGGGUAGUGCGUGCCGGAGGCUCCGGGAAACAGUGGCGCAAAAGCGGCUCUCCAGAUAGCCUUCAUGACUGGGCUGGAUUUUCCCUCCGGACUUGUAGAAUUGCUUAUAGUGCAGUAAUAAGAUAUUUCACCCAGAACUGUGGGAAGUCUUUUCUUUUGAUUGCAAAACAACGACCAAUUAGAAUUAAUUGUGCAGGUUGCCGGUGGAUUUCUACAGAAUGGGAUCUUGAAAGGACACUAAACUGUGCGUCCUGGGACAUUUGACAACGAACUGGAAUAAUGAAGUGGACGAAGAAAUAGUUCUGUGUUUAUUUCAAUUUUGAUAAGCCUUGUGAUCUUUGUCAUCAUAAAUCAGAGAAGGGGUUUUAUCAAGUUUGUAAAGAAGACAUUUUCAUAGAAAACUUUUGAAGUGAAAAACAUUUUGUAUUGUUUGUAAAUUAAAGGAAUAAACCAAACGCCUGUAGAAAUACACGGGAACGAGCAAGGACAGACUGUAAUUGCUUGCUUCGUUGUCCUCUCCCGUUUCUUUUCGCCACAACACUUUAGGGACAAGUUGGAUAUUGGAAAAACGAUGAGAACUUAUUGGGUGAGUGAAUCGAUUUAAGAUCUACGUUUUAAAUCAGAACUUUUUAAGAUAUCAAAAUAUCUGGCCUAUUGAGGCAUUCUCUUCUCUAUUCGUUUUUGUCCUCUUUUUUGUGUGUGGAGAUUGACGGAAAAAACAGACUAAAGCUAGACUGCCUAUGCCAGGCGAGCUGGCUGUCAUGCGGGAUUGAUAUCGUGGAAGUAUGUUUGGGCUGGAGCAGUUUGGUUCUCAGAUUAAUAGCAUAAACCCUGGCCAGUCAGAGAGAAACAUAAACCAGCCAAGACUGAACAUGAGCUCCCAUUACAAAAGCCCCGGCUUUCAUACCGGAGGCCCACCUGGAGCCGUGGAGCCGGGCAUGGGCCCUUUGAACGAGCCUCCGAUGCUUGGGCUCAAUAUGAACAUGAAUGGGGAGCAGUAUGGCAGCUUUCACCCGCGGGGCCACUCGGACAUGCAUGCAGGCAGCGGACUCCAACAGCAACAGCAAGGACCCAUGCAUGGAUUUUUUAACAACCAGCAACCUCAUCAAGGCCAUCCCCACGGCCACCAGUCUCACCCUCACCAACACCACCCUCAUUUCAAUGGGAACUUUGGAGGCCCAGACCCAGCAUCAUCCUGCCUGCAUGGUGGCAGAUUGAUGGGCUACAACAACAGUGGCAUGGGGCCUCAGCAGGGCUUUGGAGAGGGGUUUGACCCCAUUGUUGAGGGCCAGGCAGGGGAUGGCUUCUCGCAGCAGAGAUCUGGUAACAUGUCUGAGUUCCAGCACAACGGCCCCCCUAAUGGCAACCAGGCUGUCCCUGCCCCCUGUCUGCCCCUGGACCAGUCACCUAACCGGGCAGCAUCCUUCCAUGGUCUGCCCUCCUCUUCCUCCUCAGAGACCCAUGGUCUGGAGCCUCGACGGAUGCCCAAUCAGGGUGCUGUGGAGGGAUUAGAGUAUAAUUUCCCCAGCGAGCCCCCAACUGGACAUUUUGAAGUACCUGUAUUUUCCCCCUCAGAAUCAGAGUCUCAACUGCCCCACUUUGGGACAGGAAGGCCUGUGGCCGGUGGCAGUUUCCCUGGAAACCCUGCCAUGGCUCGGACACCGGGUAUGCAGGGCAUCUCCAAAGGGCACCAGCAGCCACCCCCACAGCCCCAGCAGCCUCAGCCUCCCCCACAGCACGGAGUGUUUUUUGAGCGCUUUGGGAAUGGCCGUAAGAUUCCUGUGGGGAUGGAGCUGGGGGUCAGUGCUAGACACCCUCUCAUACAGCAGCAGCAGCAGGCUGGUUUGAUAGUGCGACAGAACUCAUGCCCCCCUGGCCUCCCCCGGCCCCCCCAGUCUGAGCCGGGCUCCACCAACCCCAACAUGCUGGACGGUGGCGUCAUGAUGCCUGGCCAACACAACCAGUUUGAAUAUCCUAUUCACAGACUGGAAAAUAGGGGCCUGCACCCCUAUGGGGACCCCAUGUUUAAUAUGCAACAGCCGGCUCCCCCUCCUCCCGCCCAACAGCCUCCGAAUCAGAGGCUGCAACACUUUGACAGUCCUUAUAUGAACAUGGCUAAAAGGCCCAGAUUUGAGUUCCCUAACGCACAUGGAGGGGAGAAUUGUGGCACGUGGGGUAGUGGCAUGCACAAUGCACAGGGAAUGGAGAACCACCUCUCUCCCUCAGCCUACCCUGGCCUACCUGGGGAGUUCACCCCACCUGUGACAGAUGGAUUCCCCCCGGGUCCACUCCAGCACGCUGGGCCUGAGCAGCAGUCUAUGCAGCAGCGGCAAAACGCGGCCAUGAUGAUCAAGCAGAUGGCCUCUCGGAACCAGCAGCAGAGGAUGAGGCAGCCAAGCCUGCAGCAGCUGGGUCACCAUGGCGACGUACCUCCGGGCCCCAUGGUUCAUGGAGGCCCAGUGGGGAGCAUGCCUCAGCCCAACUUUGACAGGGAGAAUGGGGGCAGGAUGCCCAACUUUGAGGGUCAGAACCCUCAUAUAACUCAGGAGAACUGGUUCCCCGGUUCCCACCCACCAGGAGAGAUCAUGUCGCGGCGUAUGGGUGUAACGGGUGGGGAGGCUGUGGCCCAUGACAUGGGGCUGCAGCAGAACGGAGUCGGUAUGAUGUUCAGGCCGGGCAUGAAUGGGAUGGGCAUGCAGGAGCCAAUGAGGAUACCUGGAGAUGGGCACGUACAGGCCCUCCACUCUCCUGGCAUGCACCCCCAGUUUGGCAACAACAUGGGCAAUCUCUCCCAGAUGCAGUCCCCCGGAGCCGGGGUAGGACACCCCAAUGCACCAUCAGAGAGGCGGCCGACUGACUUCCCUGCCGGGCCUCCCAUGGGAGCUCAACCAACAUUUCCUUAUGGAGGGGCUAACCGUCAGGGGGCACCACAUAACAAUCCCCAGGGGGUGAACACCUCACCAGGGAGCUACCCUCCACAGUCUGAGUUCCCCCCAGGCCAGCGAUCCUCUGUCAGUAAACUUGGGGCACUCUCCCUGGGGAACUUUAGCAAAACCAGCACUAAAGACAAUGUUUUUGGACAGAGCUGCCUGGCGGCCCUUUCCACGGCCUGCCAGAACAUGAUAGCUAGCCUAGGGGCCCCCAACCUAAACGUAACAUUCAACAAGAAGAACCAAAAUGAGGGCAAGCGAAAACUGAGUCAGACGGACCAGGACAUUAAUAGCAGCACAGCAAACGGGACUGGCAGUGCUGGUCCUGAAUAUUUUCAGAGCGGCACUUCCCAGAACAGCCAGAUGCCUGGCACCGGGAAUAGCAACAUUAAGCCUGCAGGUCAAAACCAGACGUUGCAGGGGGAAGCCAGUGCCCUCUCCCCAAAUUACAACAUGGACGCUACCCCAUGCAGUGAGGGGAAAGCAGCAACAGGGAAUGGGAGAGGGAGAGGGAGGAGAAAAAGGGACAGUGGGCAUGUGAGCCCUGGGAUCUUUUUGUCCUCUGACAGCGGACACCCUGUUGUAAGUCCAGGCCAGCAACCCCCUUCAGCUGGCGUUGGGGAGAGGGGUGGGGGUACGCCCCAUGAGAAACCCCUUCCAUCCCCCUCCUGGGGAAAGGGAGGUGACCUGAUGCUGGGGGACCAGGCAGACCUGAUGUCUUCUCUGGACAGUGGCAUUCAGAGUAUCACCAAGUCUAACAGUAGCUCACCGCGUGUGGAUCUUCCUGACGAUGUCAUCGCCCACUACGGCAACGAGGAUGAGGUGUCCUCUAGCUCAGAUGCAGGAGGUGCCCCUGCCUCCAAGCCCAACCGCAGCCCGCACAUCACCGGCUCACCCAAGCUGCAGAGGGGGGAACACGGCCUGAUGAAUGGGCAGAAGCCCCUAGGCAUGCAGGACAUCACCAAUCACACUACUUCGACACUCGAAAGCUAUGGACUGAGUGCUGGUGUGGGGACAGGUGGCAACGGAGUUGGUCACCCUGGCACACCUGGGAUGGAGCAGGUACGCACUCCAUCCAGCACCUCUGGCCAGGACGACAUCCACCCUCUGGAGAUACUGCAGGCCCAGAUCCAACUGCAGCGCCAGCAGUUCAGCAUCUCAGAGAACCAGCCCCUGGCCAUGAAGAAUGGGAAGAAGAGUGGCGACUGUCUCUCACAGAAUGGAGACAAUGAGCUGGCGAGCUGCAGCCCGGAUGCUGGGAAGGGCUCAAUGGGCACUAUUGACCUUGACACUCUGAUGGCAGAGCAGCAUGCCACCUGGUACGUGCCCAGUGACAAGGCCCUGAUGGAUGGGCCAGAGGAUGACAAGGCCAUGGCACCCUGGGAAAAAAACAAGAGCCAGAAUAACAGCAAAGAAGAUUCAGAGCUGUCUCAGAGUAAGGCUGGAGUAGGGGUCCCGGGGCCCGGAGGGGGCAAUGGGGGGAGCCACCUGCAGUGCCUGUCCGUCCACUGCACAGAUGAGCUGGGGGACAGUAAGGGCCGAGGGGGGCCCGUCUCCUCCUGGCGCUCCCUGCACUCGGACAUCUCCAACCGCUUUGGGACCUUUGUGGCAGCCCUGACCUGAACACAACCGAGAGAGGGGGAGAGAGGGGGAGAGAGAGGGAGAGAGGGGGAGAGAGAGGGAUAGAGGGGG